AUGGUGCACCCAUUCGCCCUCUGUGCGCUCUUGACCGUUUUCUUCCUGCUUAUGCGCGGAGGCCUCGAAAUCAUCAUAAUCUCUCGUGGUGGGGACGGUGUGGGAGGGGCGGAGGUGGGGGCGGGGGCGGGCGUACACGUGCGCGACGAAGGCUUGUUUAAGCUAGGGAUGGCGACUGUGGCGCUCGGGUUCGGGGUAUUGUGUAUAUGCACGGUAUUGAUAUUGAGGACGAUGUUGAGGCGUGCAGGGUGA
Messenger RNA from Morchella sextelata, 252 nucleotides. RefSeq lists its product as uncharacterized. The transcript has a single exon. The record is from RefSeq and is a predicted model, not a curated record. NCBI's taxonomy places the organism in Eukaryota, Fungi, Ascomycota, Pezizomycetes, Pezizales, Morchellaceae. The coding region runs from base 1 to 252 and encodes 83 amino acids.